Messenger RNA from Punica granatum (pomegranate), 1853 nucleotides. NCBI's taxonomy places the organism in Eukaryota, Viridiplantae, Streptophyta, Magnoliopsida, Myrtales, Lythraceae. The record is from RefSeq and is a predicted model, not a curated record.
ACGUCUUUAGGGUGCACUCCAGCAAACCAAAAGAAGUUCUCAAAUAUCAGCCUUUUCUCUUCUUCUCUCUUAACUUAGAAAAAGAAAAUUUUGAGUUCUCACCAAAAUACAAAUAUAUAUUUAAUCAUGACUUGCAAUGUUCAGAACUAUGUUUUGCUCACGAAUAAAAUAUAUACUAAAAGAACACAGGCUUCCAAUCCCGAGAGAUCAAGAUCAUUACCAUCAGCUAGUAGUUUUCGGGUCGUCUGUGCUGUGGAAGAGCAAACGUCAACGUCGACGAGUAUCGCUCUGAACAGGAUCAGUAUGCCUUUGGACAUGGAAAUUAGUGAGGAGAAGAAGAAGAAGAAGAGUUUGGGAGAAGUGGGAGGAGGUAAGUUUGGGAGGUACGGGGGGAAGUAUGUGCCCGAAACUCUCAUCACUUGCCUCGCCAAGCUUGAAGCUGAGUUCAAUUUGGUUCUUCAUGAUCCCGACUUUCAGGCUGAGCUCACGAUGGCAUUGAGAGACUACGUGGGGCGGGAGACGCCCUUAUACUUCGCUAAGCGGCUCACCAAUCACUACAAGGACGAGUAUGGGGAAGGGCCCGAGAUAUAUAUUAAGAGAGAGGAUCUAAACCACGGUGGGUCCCACAAGAUGAAUAACGCCAUCGCACAGGCGAUGAUAGCAAAGCGGAUGGGGCGGACGAGCGUGAUGGCAUCCACUGGGGCCGGCCAGCAUGGUGUGGCCACCGCUGCCGCUUGCGCAAAGCUUUCUCUGAAGUGUACGGUCUUCAUGGGAACCACUGAUAUGGAGAAACAAUCUUCUAAUGUGCUCUUAAUGAAUCUUCUAGGAGCUGAGGUAAAACCCGUCAAAGGAAACUUCAAGGAUGCAAGUUCACAGGCCAUAAGGGAAUGGGUUGGGAGCUUGGAGACAAGCUACUACCUAACCGGAACGGUGGUGGGCCCUCAUCCAUGCCCUAGCAUGGUCAGGGAGUUCCAGUCAGUGAUAGGAAAGGAGACGAGAACGCAGGCGAUGGAGAAGUGGGGAGGGAAGCCCGAUGUGCUUGUGGCCUGUGUGGGGAGCGGCUCAAACGCCCUAGGGUUCUUCCACGAGUUCGUCGAGGACCAAGAUGUUAGGCUGAUUGGGGUGGAAGCAGCCGGGUUUGGGCUCGACAGCGGAAAGCAUGCCGCAACCCUAGCAAGAGGAGAGGUGGGCGUGUACCAUGGAGCCAUGAGCUACUUGUUGCAAGACAGCGAGGGCCAAAUACAACGGCCUCACUCCGUCGGAGUAGGGCUAGAGUAUCCAGGGGUUAGCCCAGAGCUUAGCUUUCUCAAGGACAAUGGACGAGCCGAAUUUUACACUGCCACUGAUAAGGAAGCCAUAGAGGCAUACGAACGGUUGUGCAGGCUAGAAGGGAUAUUCCCGGCUCUAGAGGCAGCCCAUGCAUUUGCGUAUCUGGAGAAACUUUGUCCAACACUUCCCAAUGGCACCAGGGUAGUUGUGAAUUGCAGCGGUCGCGGAUAUAAGGAUGCUGCCAGAGUCUUCGACAUCCUAGGCCACCCUAGCUAAAUCACGAAUCUUAAUCCCUGAUCUAAGCUUCCAAACCGAAAAUAUGCUAACUGAUGCGAUCAGUUGAAGUUCCAGAAGAUGAUCUAACUAGACAAAGGGAGGCCACUUCUAAAGUAGAUAAAUUUCGAUCGUUUAAUAAGCACUCAAUUGUCGAUGGGACUUAACGUAUGAUUAAUAGUGAACGCUAGUAGGCCCCGUAUAAGAAAAGGUGAAGACUAGUUUGUACACAUAGACAGAUAUGUCGGUAUUCAUGUGUGUAUUGCAAAAAUAUUUAGAAAAAAAAAAUGAAAGAUUGGAUUCUAUUCUCA